AUGGGUGCGAUACCCACAUGGGGCUAUGGGCCGGGUCAUUCCUCACAUCCCCCCGAGAAAGGCAGAGUCUCCGACCCUAGUUUCCCAUGCGGAUGCCCAAGACUACACCGACCACCGGACCCAGACCUUGGAAUACGUCCAAGCGGCCCCGGUGGCCCUAGACCGGAGACUGCGGACCCUGCCUCGGAAUACGUCCGAGCGGCCCCGCAGUCAUCCCAGAAAAUCCCUCCCCUGGGCGGAGCACCGUUCCCCCGGCAUGUGUCAAGCCAUGACGCCAGGAGCACCCAGCGACACGGCGACACGCCUGCGGGAACACCCGCGUCGUUACGGACAGGGAGCAGACCUCCCCCUAUCGGCGCCGCACCGCCGGGCGUUUGUAGUCAGGGUCGCCGCAUCCCCUACCGGCCCAUUGAGUGUGGAGCUCCCGAAGGAGAUCCGACACUCUACUGGGUGACUGGACCCAGAGGUAGAACCCCGGUACUGCCAUCAGGUGGUCAUAAGGACAGGGAGCCACCUCACGACAAGGUGGCACACCACGAGAGGGAACCUUAA
Molecule: messenger RNA, 552 nt
Organism: Pogonomyrmex barbatus (red harvester ant)
Lineage: Eukaryota; Metazoa; Arthropoda; Insecta; Hymenoptera; Formicidae
Product: proline-rich proteoglycan 2-like
Source: RefSeq, a predicted model, not a curated record